AUGGCAAGGUCACCCUUCCUACUCAUAAAAAAUCGGAAACUGGCCGUGAUCAUGAAUACUAAUGUUUUCCACUUGAAAAUGAUUGAUUUGCAAGACGAAAUGCUCAAGGAGACCAGUGACUUGAGUGUUUAUUGUUUCUACAUCAAGACCUUGGAAAGACAAUGGAAAAGUUGUUUGACACUUCCUUCGCAAUCUCGCUUUGCGCUAUGCUUUGCGAGAAUCUGCGGACAUUUUAGCUCAGCUCUUCAUGAUAUGUGCCCUGAGGAGAAGAACCACAUACUCGAAAAGUCUCUCGCCCUAUGCAACUCCAUCCUGGACGAUGUCUGCCAGUCGAUUACCGAUGUUGUAGGAGCUUUAUGCGAAUAUGAGUUGCGUCUUGCAGAACAAACAUCUCCGAGCACGAUAGCUGCUCAAAUCGUCUCCCAAAUGCUCCGUACUAAGGGUGGAAAAAAUGCAGCUGCAGCGCAAAAAGAUCCUGCUCCGGCUGGAGAGGAGAGCUACCGUGUCGACCGACAAACACUUACUUAUCCUGACAAACUGCAGACAACACUGAUACCUCUUGAUAUUACACGACUGUUCAACAAUGUUCUACUGCAGCAAACUCAGCCUCUUGAUUCACGCAAUAAGGAGACCAUGACUUACAUUUAUACCAAAUGGUACCUGGAGGUAGUUUUACGACGCGCAUCUGCAGGUCAUAUGUUGUGGAGCGAACACCUUCAAGCCAUGAUUUCCAGCGGAGAAGGAAUCGAGUUCGCUCCGGAGCAAUAUACGGAUCCUCGAGAACUACGAUGUUUGGCUCAGAUAAUUGGCCCAUACGGGGUGAAAUAUCUUGCUGAAAGGCUUACGUGGCAUGUUGCAAGUCAAAUAGGAGAACUGAAUAAG
Molecule: messenger RNA, 882 nt
Organism: Cylicostephanus goldi
Lineage: Eukaryota; Metazoa; Nematoda; Chromadorea; Rhabditida; Strongylidae
Source: the annotation of a GenBank genome assembly